This is a messenger RNA of Adineta steineri, 1680 nucleotides long. Lineage: Eukaryota; Metazoa; Rotifera; Eurotatoria; Adinetida; Adinetidae. The record is from the annotation of a GenBank genome assembly.
AUGGCAUUAGAGUUAUUACCUAAUGAAAUUUUACUAGAAUGUUUUCAAUAUCUUAAUACAUUAGAUAUUUUUCAUUCAUUUGAUGGACUUAAUAAUCGUUUUUAUAAACUUAUCCGUAAUAUUUCAUUACAACUCGAUCUUCAGUAUAUUUCCAAUACAAAAUUUGUUCAUUUUUGUACGAAAACAUUAUCAGAUCCGAAAGUCAAACAACAAAUUUAUUCAUUAAAACUAUCGAAUAAAAUUGUACAUAAUCAAAUUCAGUUAUUUUUUUCAUUACAUUCAUUAAACGAAUUUUCUCAACUUCGAUCACUAACCUUGAUAAAACUCAAACAAAACGAUGAAGAGAAAUUGAUAACAAUGUUACCAUUUAUAUGUCAACUUCAUUGUUUUCAAGUCAUUGAUUCCAAUAUCGAAACGAAACAGUUAUUAACUGUAUUACCAAUGUCUAAAUUGAAACGAUUAGCAGCAUCUAGUUUACCUUUUGAUUUAAUGCCUAUAUAUGGAUCAAUUAUAGAUUUAAGACUUUCUCAUACUUCUUGGAAUGAAGUAUAUCAAAUAUUCAAAUAUCUUCGCUUGUUAAAAUAUUUACAUAUUGAAGAGUUUACUGAUUCACAAUCACUUUCAUUAGAUUCACCUAUUGAAAUUUAUCCGGCCAUUCAUUUAAAAAAAUUGGUUAUAACUAAAUUUUAUUAUUCGUUUAAUAAAUUUCAAACAUUUGUAAAAUUUACACCUAAUAUAAAAACGUUAGAUUUAAAUACAUAUGAUAGAAAUGAUUUUUUUGAUGCAGAUCGAUGGGUAAAAUUAAUUACAGCAUCAUUACCUGAUUUAACUAUUUUCAAAUUUAAAUUCUUCAGCUCGUACAGAAUUGGAGAAUAUAAUAUACUCGAUAGACUCAAACAAUUUCGAACUGAUUUUUGGUAUAAACAACAUCAUUGGUAUACUGAAUAUGUGGCUUAUAUGUCUUCGAUACUUAUUUAUACAAUACCAUAUACAUCAGAUACUUAUAUAGUAAAACCAAAUAUUGAAAGAUAUUAUAAUCAUUUAAGAACGAAUACUAAUGUAUUUGAUAAUGUAAUUAAUUUAACAUUGCAUCAAAAUAAGAUUAACGAUCGAAAUUUAAAUUACUUUUCGAAUGUUGUAUCAUUGAAAUUAGAAUAUUUCUUUUUACAAUUAAAUAACAUUGAACAAUUAAAAAUAGUUGUUAAUUUAUCUAAUGUACAACAUCUAACAAUUUCAGAUACAUGUCAAAUACAAGAUACAUAUUCUUUCUUAAGGAUAUUACAAGAAAUGCCACAAUUAUUAUCAUUAGCUAUUCAAAUAAAUUAUAUACUUACAUUUUUCAAUGAUGAUAUAUUAUGUAACUAUUUGAAUAAUAAGAUUAAAAAAUUGGAUAUAAAUGGAUAUCCUUAUUAUACAUUAAAAGAUUCGACUGAACUAAUACGAUUUGGUGAAAUAUUUUCAAAUGUUGAACAAAUUACUUGUUAUUAUGAACAACUCACAGAUAUAUCAUGUAUAAUAAAUUAUUUAUCAAAAUUAUCAUGUAUCAAAGUUAUUAUACCCAUUCAUUUUAGUUUGACAUUUGUUUCUGCUUUGUUAAAAGGUGGAACUGAUAAUAUGAAAAUAGCAGUUCAUAUUGAACAUGACAAUACAUUUAAUACAUUAAUCUAUUUAAAUCGAUAA